UCCUCAGCGAAGGUCCAAAGCUGAGUCUUGACAGCACGACGCUAUUUUUCUCUAAAUUUCUCGCUCCCUCCAAGUACCAACAAAAACCCACCUAAAUUUCAUAGCAAUCACUCGAUUUCCAGACGGCGCUACCUUAUUUUCUACUCCUUCUCCCUCUCACUCUGCUUCAAUCUGGAUUGAUAUUGUUAAGCUUUCUGCAUCUCGUGGUGCCACAUAAUCUAUGCUGGUUGGUUCAGCAUAGGUCUUUAGGACAAGAGUGAAAUUUGGUUAGCACAUUUGAGGAGACGAACAUAAAGGUAGGAUUCUUGCUCUAAAGAUCUAUGCAUUCCUAUUCCGUGUUGUCUCGGUGGACUUAGAUGGAUGUUGCGUCAUUGAAGCUUCCCCUUGAAAGUCAAACUUACACUUCCUCGUUGUUAAUGGAGCAAUCACGACAUGAAGAUAUGAACGGAAGUGAGCAUAUUAUUGACAUAACUGGGAGUAGUGAUCCCUCCUCAUCUAGCUUGCCUCAUGGUACAUCUUUAAAUAGCUUAAAUGCAUCACAGCAAGAAGACAGACCUUCAACUAGUCCAAGAGCACCCACAUUUCAACCUUCUAUUUUUUCAUCUAAUGGAUCAAACUCUAGGAACAGUGCAACAGGAAGGAGAGGGGAUACUCGCCGCCGCAGAAGUCCGUUGAAUUCUGGAUUAUGGAUAUCUAUUGAACUGGUUCUUACUGUGAGCCAAAUUGUUGCAUCUGUUGUUGUUUUGUCUUUGUCAAGGCAUGAGCAUCCUCACACUCCAUUGUUUGCAUGGAUUGUUGGUUAUGCAUCUGGAUGUGUUGCUAUUCUUCCUCUUCUGUAUUGGCGCUAUCGUCACCGCAACCAGGUUUCAGAACAAGAUUCUGCUCAAGCCCGUCACAGUUCUCAGAUUAAUGUACCAGCAAGACCAUUUUCUCUUUCUGUUUCUAGGACUUCUGAAGCAGAUCUUCAGACUACCACUGCAUCUUCUAGAAGCAGUCAAAGUUCAGAAGUACUAAGCAGAAGAGUCAAGGUACUUGUGGAAUACUUUAAGAUGGCAUUGGAUUGUUUCUUUGCGGUUUGGUUCGUAGUUGGCAAUGUUUGGAUUUUUGGUGGGCACUCAUCUGCCAGUGAGGCUCCUAACCUAUACAGGUUAUGUAUAGUAUUUCUUACAUUUAGUUGUAUCGGAUACGCCAUGCCUUUCAUUUUGUGCGCAACAAUCUGCUGUUGUCUUCCUUGUAUAAUAUCUGUCCUUGGAUUUCGAGAAGACCUGACACAGGCACGAGGAGCCACACCUGAAUCAAUUAAUGCUCUGCCAACAUACAAGUUCAAGUUAAAGAAAAACAAAAAUAGUGACAAUAGAGAUAGCAGCAGUGCAGGUGUCUCUGAAGGUGGUGUUGUGGCUGCAGGAACUGAGAAGGAGCGUGUGAUCUCUGGAGAGGAUGCGGUUUGUUGCAUCUGCUUGGCAAAAUACGCAAACAAUGAUGAGCUGAGAGAGUUGCCAUGUUCUCAUUUUUUCCACAAGGAAUGCGUGGAUAAGUGGUUGAAGAUCAAUGCAUCUUGCCCCCUUUGCAAGAGUGAGGUUGGUGAGAGCAUUUUGGGCUCUCUCUCCGCGAUCAGUGGCACUCAGCAACGCGGUGAUAGUAGGGUGGGCAAUGAAGUGGCCAACACUAUAUUUUAGGCAGUGAAUGUAUGACCCUUUGUGGCUUCAAGUACGCCGAUGCAAGAAUCUUGUUUCAAAAUGGAUGGAUGAUUGUCCAAGUUCAAGCCUUCCCUUUUUUAACUGUUUCUUGGGUGAUGAGGAGCUUGGUAGAGAUACACGCAGGCAGAGCUGCCUUUGAGGCUUUGACAGUGUUGAAAUGGCAAUGUGGAGCUCUUGUUUGUUGACAAUGUAAGUAAAAAUGAUUUUUGCAUUUCAACAACGCAUGGAUGUAAAGAUCAGAGAGAGGUUCCAAGAUUUGUAGUUAGAUAAUAAUAGAUGGAUUCUUGUUUGUACA
Prunus avium (sweet cherry) is the source of this 1992-nucleotide messenger RNA. RefSeq names its product C3H4 type zinc finger protein. NCBI's taxonomy places the organism in Eukaryota, Viridiplantae, Streptophyta, Magnoliopsida, Rosales, Rosaceae. Gene Ontology annotation, molecular function: zinc ion binding. The record is from RefSeq and is a predicted model, not a curated record.